AUGCGCCACGACGCAUGCGGAAAAGGAGGCAAACUUCAUGGAGCUAAUAAUACCAACAGUAGACGCGGAUCCUUGCGUGAUGUUGGAGCAUAUACUAUAUACAAAGGGAGGCGCCGAAUUAGAGAACGAAAAGACACAAAAAAGCGAUUUGGGAUGGAUCCUGAUCGUCCCUCUCUUGUCAUCCAAAUGAUAAAGCACAUUUGUGUCAGAGCAUCUCCAGAAAACACUUCUCCUUCACAACUUGGGCAAUUUUCUCCUGUUUUUCUCUUCCUUCUCAAGGAAUUUUUUCUGGACGUAACAGAAGAUAACAAAAAAAUAACUCCUCGCUGCAACUUGGAAGUUGGUGACAAUCAGUUGGACAAAUUAAGACUUGAAUUUCGAUUUUGUCUUGAAGCAUUGAUGGAAUUUGUUGUUGAGAGAGUAAAGCCAAAGCAAGUUGGAGCAACCAUGACGACAGAUCCUAUGCUGGCAGUUGAGUCAGAUAAAAGAAGUGAUGAGUCAGAAAUAUGGGCGUUGAGGUUGAGGUUACAAGAUGUUAAUAGGAAACUUGAGGAAAGAUGUAAAAAUGGUGAAAAAGACAAGGAUGAAAUGCAGAAUCUGGCGAUGAAAUUACUUUCUUCACAAAUGGAGAAGGCUGAGAGGAAAAUUGAGGAUCUAGAGAGAAAGAACCAAGAAUUGGAAGCUGAAUUGAUAACAGCUAAGGAAUCAAAGAAGAAACUCCUUUCCAAGCUAGAGGAAUGCACCACGAGAGUGAGAGCUUCCUUCCAGGAGGCCAGUGAUUUCUUAUUGGAAAUAAGACGGGACAGAGAACGAGCAAGGGAACAAGAAAUCUUGGCAGAACGGUUUUUCCCGAUUCCGAUUUUGAAAUUUCUCACUUGUAUGCUGCCUCGUCGGUUCUUUUUCUUGUUACUUAAGCUGGAUUUGGUCUGUUUCUUUGAUAGUAGCAUGCUUGCUUGGAUUGGAUUCACUCUUAUGCAUUGGGGCGGGUGGGGAGAUCCGGUUAUCUUCUGGGUUUAUGAUGAAACCGUUUAG
Messenger RNA from Prosopis cineraria, 1032 nucleotides. RefSeq lists its product as uncharacterized. NCBI's taxonomy places the organism in Eukaryota, Viridiplantae, Streptophyta, Magnoliopsida, Fabales, Fabaceae. The transcript is spliced from 6 exons. The record is from RefSeq and is a predicted model, not a curated record. The coding region runs from base 1 to 1032 and encodes 343 amino acids.